AAGGUUCGGUUUGUGCAGGGAUCACACUGGUGUCUGUUUUGAGAAGUUACAUUAAAAGGAUAGCAAUUUACACAAAUAAUUGAGCUUGCAGUGCUCUUUCAUGUAAUAAAACUUAGACGGAAAGGACAAUUUAUUUUCUAUUUAACGUCAAUAAUUUAUUUUUUUUUUAUUUUUUUUUUGGAAAACACAGGAGACCACGUUUAUUCCAAACAUCUGCAUCAAGUUCCGUUUUUGAAGUAAUUUGAAAGUAAUACCUAUAAUCAUUAGCGUUUUCAGUAUCCCAACAAAUACUGCCUGAAAAGAAUGACUUCUCAAACCAGGAUUCUCAUUAAGGGAGGGAAAAUUGUAAAUGAUGACUGCUCCCGAAUUACUGACGUCUAUAUUGAAGAUGGCAUCAUUAAAGACGUUGGAUUAAACCUUCAAGUUCCAGGAGGUGUGAGGGUGAUUGACGCCACUGACAAAUUGGUGAUACCUGGUGGUAUUGACACCCACACUCACAUGGAACUGGCUUUCAUGGGAACCCAAGCAGUGGACGAUUUCUAUAUCGGAACCAAGGCAGCCCUUGCAGGAGGCACAACAAUGAUCUUAGACUUUGCAAUCCCUCAGAGGGGUGCGUCCCUUUUGGAGGCUUUUGAUAAGUGGAGGAGCUGUGCAGAUCCCAAAGCCUGCUGUGAUUAUUCUCUUCAUAUUGCUGUCACAUGGUGGAGUGAAAAGGUGAAAGAGGAUAUGGAGAUCCUUGUACAAGAAAAAGGCAUCAACUCAUUCAAAAUGUUUAUGGCUUAUAAAGAUGUCUUCAUGUUGAGAGAUCAUGAGCUGUAUGCUGCCUUUUCACAAUGUAAGGACAUUGGAGCCAUCGCUCAGGUGCAUGCAGAGAAUGGAGACCUGAUAGCUGAGGGUGCCAAGAAAAUGCUGGCUAUGGGGAUCACUGGACCAGAAGGACAUGAGCUGUGUCGCCCUGAAGAAGUAGAGGCAGAAGCUACCCAGCGAGCCAUUACCAUAGCACAUUCUGUCAACUGUCCGCUCUACGUGGUUCAUGUGAUGAGCAAGUCUGCAGCUAAAGUAGUUGCUAAUUCACGUAGAGAAGGUAAGGUUGUAUUUGGUGAGCCCAUUGCUGCAGGCCUUGGAACAGAUGGCACUAAUUACUGGAAUAAAGACUGGGCUCAUGCAGCAAAGUUCGUCAUGGGACCACCACUGAGGCCAGACCCCUCCACACCAGGAUACCUCAUGGACCUACUUGCCAAUGAUGAUCUCAGUGUGACUGGAACUGACAACUGCACCUUCAGUACCUGCCAGAAAGCUCUGGGAAAGGAUGACUUCACCAAAAUCCCUAAUGGAGUGAACGGAGUGGAAGACCGGAUGUCUGUUAUAUGGGAGAAAGGAGUGUACAGCGGAAAAAUGGAUGAAAAUAGAUUUGUAGCCGUCACCAGCACCAACGCAGCAAAGAUUUUUAACCUUUAUCCCAGGAAAGGAACAAUUGCCAAAGGCUCGGAUGCAGAUAUUGUUGUGUGGGACCCCAUUGCUACAAGGACUAUUUCUGCUAAAACUCACCACCAGGCAGUUGAUUAUAAUAUAUUUGAAGGCAUGGUGUGCCACGGAGUGCCGGUGGUGACGAUUUCUCGAGGGCGGGUAGUCUAUGAAGACGGAGUGCUGCAUGCCAGUCCUGGAGAAGGGAGGUACAUCCCACGCAAACCCUUUUCGGAAUUUGUGUACAAGCGUAUUCAACAAAGAGACAUGGUGAGCCAGCCCAAGCCUGUAGAAAGAGAGCCAUAUAAGGGGGAAGUCUUCUCCCUGGCUGCAAAGAACGGAACCUCACGGCCUGGGGGCAGAGGCUUACACCAGUCAACAUUUACACUUUCAGGUGAUGCUGUCGAAGGCAGUCCCAGCCCACCGCAUUCAUCCAAGAGAGUGAUGGCGCCCCCUGGUGGCAAGUCAAGCAUUGUUUUCUAAACUGACUGACUGGGACAACUGCACCCUUUUAGGACCUUGGGAAAUUUACAGAGAAAUUGAAUGAGACCUGCUCAUGUGCGAUUUAACUCAGAAACCAAAAAAAAAAAUGAAACGAUCAACCCAAUUUAUUAGCAAACAUAUAUGGCAUUAUUAAUACACACAAAACAUGUUAAAGGGUGCUGGGCACUUUUAACAUCUAUUGCUUUAAACUUACAUCUCUUCUUUCAGUUCUGUUGCAUUCCACAACUGAAUAUUUUCUCCAGGAAACCGCAAUCUAAUAUUGAAUACUACUGUAUCUUAAAAUUUCACAGACCUCGAUUAGCACUAAUGGUUGACCAUCAAAUGUAGCACUGUCCAUUAAUCAAAGUCUAUGAAAAUCCCCUAGUUUUCACUAUUUCUUUUUUUUUUUUUUUUUAGAAUUGUCCAUUAAUUCACGUGUUAAUAAGUGAAUUAUACUUUUGCACAGUUUAAUCAGAGCCCUGCUGUGGUAAUACACCCAGGACUGAAUUGCAGGUGAGUUUGUUCGUAUCAAGUCCACCAUACAUUUCUCAAGGCCCAAGCUGUAGUUCAAGAAAGAGAUUAUCUAACUUGAAACUUUAUGUUAAUGGCACUAUAAAUAUAGUGCCUUAAAUAAAAUGUUUCAAAUGUAUUUGUCAUGUUUAAUGUGUUAGCUUUGUAAAAAUACAUCAUGUGGUUGAAACACUACAAAAACUGAUACAAUAAAGUUGAUACAAUAAAGUUUUAAUUACAAAAUCAAAUAAA
Molecule: messenger RNA, 2709 nt
Organism: Acipenser ruthenus (sterlet)
Lineage: Eukaryota; Metazoa; Chordata; Actinopteri; Acipenseriformes; Acipenseridae
Gene: dpys
Product: dihydropyrimidinase
Exons: 10
Coding region: 304-1947 (547 amino acids)
Biological process (GO): pyrimidine nucleobase catabolic process
Cellular component (GO): cytosol; cytoplasm
Molecular function (GO): dihydropyrimidinase activity
Source: RefSeq, a predicted model, not a curated record